AUGAGAAUAGACAGGUGCUAUAAACCUGAAAACUUUGGAAAGGUUGUUUCAUCUCAGCUUCAUUGCUUUUCUGAUGCUAGUGAAAUUGGCUACGGAAUAGUAUUUUAUUUACGCCUUGUUGAUAAUGAAGGAAUGAUUCAUUGUUCUUUUGUACUCGGCACGUCCCGAGUAGCACCAUUGAAAAAGGUAACUAUACCUAGGAUGGAACUUACAGCCGCAACACGAGCAGUAAAACUAAGUACCGUUAUAUUAGAGGAGUUAAAAUACAGCAUAGACAAAACAUUCUUUUGGACAGACAGUAUGUCAGAAUUACGCUAUAUCAGCAAUCAGAAUAUACGUUUCCACACUUUCGUUGCAAACCGCUUAGAAGUCAUUCAUGAAGCUACACUUGUCGAUCAGUGGAAGUAUAUCAAUACAAAGCUUAAUCCUGCAGAUUAUGCAUCUAGGGGAAUGUCAGUUUCAAAGUUUGAAUCAAAUCCAGACUGGUUUAAUGGACCAGAGUAUCUGUGGAAACCAGAAAUAGAAUGA
Messenger RNA from Mytilus trossulus (common blue mussel), 528 nucleotides. RefSeq lists its product as uncharacterized. Bases 1 to 528 code for a protein of 175 amino acids. The record is from RefSeq and is a predicted model, not a curated record. NCBI's taxonomy places the organism in Eukaryota, Metazoa, Mollusca, Bivalvia, Mytilida, Mytilidae. The transcript has a single exon.